Molecule: messenger RNA, 8634 nt
Organism: Onychostoma macrolepis
Lineage: Eukaryota; Metazoa; Chordata; Actinopteri; Cypriniformes; Cyprinidae
Product: NLR family CARD domain-containing protein 3-like
Exons: 32
Coding region: 137-6547 (2136 amino acids)
Molecular function (GO): protein binding
Source: RefSeq, a predicted model, not a curated record
CUUUUUAGACGGUCCCUAACUUGUUUGCCACACUACAGACAUUCUGGACACACUUGGACGUUCGCAAUAAACAUAUAGAGGCCUGUGUUGUGAGGAGUGAUUGGAUGUUCUGAAGUAAACACGCUCUCCAUCUGAGAUGAGUCUCUCAGAGAAACAGAGUGGAAGUUCAGGCUCACGUGUGUCCAGCUCUGUGUCUGUGAAGAGUGACCAUUCAAAAGGAGAUGGCACACCGAACUUCAGUGAGAAACAAACAUCAUCUAUUAAAAGUGUAAGAUCAGGCUCACAUGUGUCCAGCUCUGUGUCUGUGAAGAGUGACCGUUCAAAAGAUUUUGGGCUACCAAAUUUCAGAGAGAAAAAAACAUCAUCUACCAAAAGUGUAAUAUCAGGCUCACAUGUGUUCAGCUCUAUGUCUGAGAAGAGUGACCAGUCACAUGAUCCUUCACCAAACUUAAGUGGGGAAACACCAUCAUCUACAAAAAGUGUAAGAUCAGGCUCACAUGUGUCCAGCUCUCUGUCUGCGAAGAGUGACUGUUCAAAAGAUUAUGAGCCACCGAACUUCAGAGAGAAAAAUCCAUCAUCUACCAAAAGUGUAAGAUCAGGCUCACAUAUGUCCAGCUCUGUGUCUGUGAAGAGUGACCAGUCAAAAGAUAAACCACUGAACUUCAGUGAGAAAAUAUCACCGACCAAAAGGGUUCAACAUGAGAAAUUAGACACAAAGGUUCAGAAGUGCCACUUCCACAAGAAGUUCAGAGAAAAUCUCCACAGCAUAUUCCAGGAUCUUGAGAACAAAAUAAUAACAUUUUUGAAGUAUGAGCUGGAAAAAUUUAAGAAAAUAUUAAAAAAGGAAAACACACAAUACUUUGUGAGAGAUACAGAGGACAUGUGCAGGAUCAAAGAAGCAGCUCUUGAUCUCACACUCUACUUCCUGAGAGAGAUGAAGCAAGAUGAAGCUGCUGAUACUCUAGAAGACAAGCUGGUCUUCAUGCAUCUUAAAUCAAACCUAAAGAAAAAGUAUCAAUGUGUGUUUGAAGGAAUUGCUAAGCAAGGUGAUGCUACGCUUCUGAAUAGCAUCUACACAGAUCUCUAUAUCACUCAGGGUUGUACUGAACAGGUCAAUACUGAACAUGAGGUAAGACAGAUUGAAGUUACUUCCAGGCGUCAUGAAUCACAAGAGAUACAGGUUGAAUGCACAAAUUUAUUUCAACCUGGAAAAGACAAGAAGAUCAAAACUGUACUGACAAAAGGAGUUGCUGGAAUCGGAAAAUCAGUCUCUGUGCAAAAGUUUGUUCUGGAUUGGGCUGAAGGAAGAGAAAAUCAAGACAUCAGCUUCAUAUUUCCUCUUCCAUUCAGAGAGAUGAACUUAAAGGAUAAAGAAAAACAAAGUUUGAUGGACCUUAUAACUCUGUUUUUCCCAGAGACAAAAGGACUGAACCUUGCAAAGAGGAAUAUGUACAAAGUCCUGUUCAUUCUUGAUGGAUUGGAUGAAUUUCGUCUUCCUCUGAACUUUGAGUGUAAUGAGACGUGGUCUGAUGUAUCGUCACCAGCCUCUCUGGAUGUUCUCCUAACAAACCUCAUCAAGGGAAAUCUGCUUCCUUCUGCUCUCAUCUGGAUCACCACCAGACCAGCAGCUGCCAGUAAGAUUCCUCCUGACUGUAUCGACCGAGUGACAGAGAUACGAGGAUUCAAUGAUGCACAAAAGGAGGAGUACUUCAGAAAAAGAUUCAAAGAUGAGAAUCAGGCCAAAGAAAUCAUUGAUCAUGUUAAAAAAUCAAAGAGUCUCUUUAUCAUGUGCCACAUCCCAGUCUUCUGCUGGAUUUCAGCCACUGUUCUCAAGAACAUUUUGGAAAUGAAAACAAAUAAUGAUCAGAAAAACAAUCAGGCAAAUAACGUCUCCAAAACACUGCAGGAAUCAAAUACUGAAGACACUCCCAAGACUCUGACACAAAUGUACACACACUUUCUACGCUUUCAGAUCCUGCAGAGCAGACGAAAAUAUGAUGGAGAAUACACACCAGAUAUUUCCUGGGAUAAAGACGCCAUACUUUCACUGGGGAAACUGGCAUUUCAACAACUGGAAAGAAACAAUGUGAUCUUCUAUGAAUCAGAUCUGGAAGCUUGUGGUAUUGAUGUCUAUAAAGCAUCAGUGUAUUCAGGCAUGUGUACCCAGAUCUUUAAGGAGGAAAGAGGGAUCAUUCUUGGUACCAUGUACUGCUUUGUUCACUUGAGCAUUCAAGAAUUUAUUGCAGCCCUUUAUGCACAUCUGUUUCUAGACAUUCACAAGAACAGCGUGUUUGUUCAUGAGUCUACAGAACAGGACAACAAAAAUGAAACCGUGACUGAUUUGCUCAAGACUGUAGUUGACAAAGCGCUUGAGAGUGACAAUGGACACCUGGACCUUUUCCUUCGAUUUCUUCUUGGCCUGUCAAUCCAGUCCAAUCGCCUACUCUUACAGGGUCUGUUGACACAGCAAGAUGACAAUGACCAGAGCAAAAAGGAAAUCGUUCAGUACAUCAAGCAUAAAUUUGAAGCUAAUCUGUCUCCAGAGAGAUCCAUCAAUCUGUUCUACUGUCUGAAUGAACUGAACGACCAAACUCUGGUGAAAGAGAUUCAGACCCACCUUAGCAAAGGAAGUCUCUCAUCUGCUGAUCUUUCUCCUGCCCAGUGGUCUGCUAUGGCCUUUGUGUUGUUGACAUCAAAGGAAGAGCUGGAGGAGUUUGAGCUUCAGAAAUUCAAGAAAUCAGAUGAGUGUCUCAUUAGAUUAUCAGCAGUCAUCAAAAACUCCAAAAUAGCUCUACUGAAUGAUUGUGACUUAACAGACAGAAGCUGUUCAGCUCUGGCUACAAUUCUUGGUUCAGAUACCAGUCUGAAAGAAAUGAACAUGAACAAUAAUAAUCUGCAGGAUUCAGGAGUGAAGCUGCUCUGCACUGGACUGGAGAAUGUAAAGUGUGAACUGGAGAUACUGAGACUUUCAGACUGCAGUAUCACUGAAGAAGGUUAUAAAGCUCUGGCAUCAGCUCUGAGAUCAAACCCUUCACACCUGAUAGAGCUGGAUCUCACAGGAAAUGAUCCUGGACAAUCAGGAGUGAAGGAGCUCAAUGAUUUACUGCAGGAUCCAAACUGUCAACUGAAGACACUGAGGUUUUUGAGUCCUGAUGCAGAAGAAGCCUGUCAGCAUUUGACUGGAGUUGUGGGUAAAAAUCCAUUACUCCUGAGAGAGCUGAAUCUGAGUGGACAUGAACUAGGAGACACACGAGUGAAUCAGAUCGCUGCUCUACUGCUGGAUAAACACUGUCAUCUUAACACACUACAGCUGCAUGAUUGUGGUCUAACAGAGGAAAGCUGUUCAGCUCUCGCUACAGUCCUGAGAUCAAACUCCAGUCUGAAAGAACUUGACAUGAGCAACAAUAAUCUGCAGGAUUCAGGAGUGAAGAAACUCCAGAACGGAUUAGAAAAUACAAACUGCACACUGCAGAAACUCAGACUUUCAAACUGCAGUAUCACUGAAGAAGGUUAUAAAGCUCUGGCUUCAGCUCUGAGAUCAAACCCUUCACACCUGAUAGAGCUGGAUCUCACAGGAAAUGAUCCUGGACAAUCAGGAGUGAAGCAGCUCAAUGAUUUACUACAGGAUCCAAACUGUCAGCUGAAGACACUGAGGUUUUUGGGACCUGAUGCAGAUGAAGCCUGUCAGUAUGUGACUGGAAUCGUGGGUGAAAACCUGUUACUCCUGAGAGAGCUGAAUCUGAGUGAACGUGAACUAGGAGACACACGAGUGAAUCAGAUCGCUGCUCUACUGCAGGAUAAACACUGUAAACUCAACACACUGAUUCUGAAUAACAGCGAUAUCACAGAAGACGGUUGUCGUGUUCUGGCUGCAGCUCUGAAUUCAAAUUCAUCAAAUCUGAAAGAGCUGAAUCUGAGUAAGAAUAAACUCGGAAACUCAGGAAUGAAGAUUAUUUUGACUCUGUUUGAAAAUGUACAGUGCAGACUGGAAAAGCUGAAGUUGAACUGCAUCAGUAUUACAGGUGAAGGUUGUGCUGCUCUGGCAUCAGCAUUUAAUUCAAACCUCAGAGAGCUGGAUCUGAGCGAGAAUCAACUAGGAAACUUAGGAGUAACAGAAAUCUCCAGUGAGCUGAGAAAUUCACAAUGCACCCUACAGAUACUCAGACUUUCAGACUGCAGUAUCACUGAAGAUGGUUAUAAAGCUCUGGCUUCAGCUCUGAGAUCAAACCCUUCACACCUGAUAGAGCUGGAUCUCACAGGAAAUGAUCCUGGACAAUCAGGAGUGAAGCAGCUCGAUGAUUUACUACAGGAUCCAAACUGUCAGCUGAAGACACUGAGGUUUUUGGGUCCUGCUGCAGAUGAAGCCUGUCAGGAUGUGAAUAGAGUUCUGGGUGAAAACCUGUUACACCUGAGAGAGCUGAAUCUGAGUGAACAUAAACUAGGACUCUCAGGACUGAACAAACUUGCUGCUGUACUGCAGGAUAAACACUGUAAACUCAACACACUGAUUCUGAAUAACAGCGAUAUCACAGAAGAAGAUUGUCGUGUUCUGACUGCAGCUUUAAAUUCAAACUCUUCAAAUCUGACAGAGCUGAAUCUGAGUGAGACUAAACUCAGAAACUCAGGAAUGAAGAUCUUCUCGACUCUGUUUAAGAAUGAACAGUGUAGACUGAAAAAACUGAUGUUUAAUUGCAUCAGUAUUACAGCAGAAGGUUGUGCUGCUCUGACUUCAGCAUUUAAUUCAAAUCCUUCAAACCUGAUAGAACUGGAUCUGAGUGGAAAUAAACUAGAAAACUCUGGAGUGACUGAAAUCUGCACUCUACUGGGAAACUCUCAGUGCACAUUGCAGAUACUCAGACUUUUAGACUGCAGUAUCACUGAAGAAGGUUAUAAAGCUCUGGCUUCAGCUCUGAGAUCAAACCCUUCACACCUGAUAGAGCUGGAUCUCACAGGAAAUGAUCCUGGACAAUCAGGAGUGGAGCAGCUCAAUGAGUUACUACAGGAUCCAAACUGUCAGCUGAAGACACUGAGGUUUUUGGGUCCUGCUGCAGAUGAAGCCUGCCAAUAUGUGACUAAAGUUCAGGGUGAAAACCCGUUACUCCUGAGAGAACUGAAUCUGAGUAGACAUGAACUAGGAGACACACGAGUGAAUCAGAUCGCUGCUCUACUGCAGGAUAAACACUGUAAACUCAACACACUGACUCUGUGUGGAUGCAGUAUUACAGAGAAUCAGUGUCUCAUCCUGACUUUAGCUCUGAAAUCAAACCCAUCACACCUGAGAGAGCUGGACCUGAGUGGAAAUAAAAUAGAAAACAAAGGAGUAAAGCACAUAUGUGAUCUACUGAUUGAUUUCCGUUGUAAAAUGGAGAAAUUGAGGUUAAGAUGCUGUGAUGUGACAGAUGAAGGUUGUUCUGCUGUAACUUCAGCUCUGAAAUCAAACCCAUCACACCUGAGAGAGCUGGACCUCAGUGAGAAUAAACUAGGAGACUCUGGAUUUGAAAACAUUAGCAAUCUACUGAUGAGUCCACAAUGCAAGCUGGAAAUACUAGCACUGUGUAAAUGCAGUAUUAGAGAGAAGCAGUGUGUCUUUCUGACUUCAGCUCUGAAAUCAAACCCAUCACACCUGAGAGAACUGGACCUCAGUGGAAAUGUACUUAAACACACAAGAGUGACUAAAUUUUAUGAUAUACUGAAGGAUUCACGCUGUAAACUGGAAAGAUUGAGGUUAAGGUACUGUGCUAUAAAAGCUGAAGAUUGUUUAGCUCUGACUUCAGCUCUGAAAUCAAACCCAUCACACCUGAGAGAGCUGGCCUUGAGUGGGAAUGAACUAGGCCAGUUGGGAGCAACAAACCUCAGUGAUCUACUGAUGAGCCCACAAUGCAAGCUGGAAAAACUAGAUCUGUGUAGAUGCCGUAUUACAGAGAAACAGUGUGUCAUCCUGACUUCAGCUCUGAAAUCAAACCCAUCACACCUGAGAGAACUGGACCUCAGUGAGAAUCAACUAGGAGACUCUGGAGUUGAAAACCUUGGUGUUUUGUUGAGCAGUUCACAGUGCAAACUGGAAAAACUACAUCUGUGUGGAUGCAGAAUUACAGAGAAACAGUGUCUCAUCCUGACUUCAGAUCUGUGUUCAAACCCAUCACACCUGAGAGAGCUGGACCUCAGUGGGAAUAAAAUAGAAAACAAAGGAGUGCAGAUCCUGUGUGACGUACUGAAUCAUUCACACUGUAAACUGGAGAGAUUGAGUCUAAAUGACUGUGGCCUUUCAGAUGUUGCUUGUAUGGCUCAGUCUUUGGCUGAAACAAAAGCACUGCUGUUUUUAAGAGAGCUUGAUCUGAGUAACAAUAAAAUUGGAGACUCAAAGCAGCAGCUCAUUGAUGUGCUACGAGACUCAAACUGUAAACUGUGCCUGGAGAAAGAACAUUUGCUCAGCUGGAGAGCUGGUGUGAACUACAUUGGUAGCUUUGGUGGGUGGUUAACAUCCUGGUCUAAAACUCAGGAGGAACCUGUGGAAUCAACAGAACAAGAAAAGGUCACCGUCAGCUGAGGAAUUCUCAGAAGUUUCUCCAUUUAGUACUGUAAUAAAUCAAUAUGUGUGGUGGUAAUUUUGCCGAGAUACUGCUAAACCGCAAUUAAGAAAUACAAAAAUGCCAAACUUACAGCUACUACAACUUCAAAUAGCUGCUUAACAUAUCGAAAGUUUACAGGUGGAAAAGGCUCAAACCUUCAAAUGAAAUAAUGCAGUAUUAAAAGAAGCACAUGAGUAAUGUUAAAUAUUUAUUGUUAGUUUAGUAUUCAGUUUAAGGUCUACAUCAUAAAGAUGUUUGGAUUAAACUCAUUAAUUAAGCAAUUAGAAAAUUGCUUAAAUGAUACAAACUGAAAGUCUAAAAUUAAAAUUUAAUUAUUGUGUGCUACAUAUACACAGAUUCAAAUAAGUCCUAUCAAUAUGUUAUUUUUUUAAUCUCUUUAUAACAUAAUUUUAUACCAAAUUUUACAUUUGUUUUACACAAAUAGCCUGUGUCUGUACAGACAGAUUUUAAUGGUAAAAAACUGUGAAAAUGCUACAGAAAAAAAACCUGUUAAAUGGUUAACGGUAAGUUCCUGUAAAAUUUACAGGGAAAAACCGUCAACUGAUGUUCCCAGAAUUCAAAUUGCAUUCAAAAUUCAUACAAUAUUUCAAAUUUUGUUUGAAUUUGAUGUUUUUUCUUUGAAAUAACUGUUUCUUCUUAGUUUUUUCUUAUCAGUUAUGUUUAUUAGGGUUGUAUGUUACAUCUAAUGUUGUUAAAUUAAUGUUUAUUACAUAUUUCAGUUUAAUGAGUCUCACCCAUAGACUGUAUAAAAACAUGGACGUAGUGUCCGUGACGUCACCCGUAGGUUUCUGAAGAGCAUUUUUGAAGCCCAAAGUGGGCAGAGCUGAGUGCCGCCAUUGGCAAGCGCACGCGUCACUCCCGGAUAAUCGAAAAUGGGCAAAAAGGCGGCACAUGGGUGGGGCUGGUUGCUGAAACCACGCCCACCUAGCUCGCCAGUGGUGACAGCAGUGGCAAUCCGCUCUUAAUUAUGCAGAACUUUAAGGGUCAAUAUAAUUUAAACAGAUGAGUUCUAAAAAAAUUCACCCCCCUCACAGUUGUCAUGAAGGGCAAAAUUAGCUAUAUAGACCAAAAUCAUUUUUUGAACCAGGUUGUAAACAUGUUUUUUUCUGCUGUAAAGUUGGGCAUUUUAACAUGGGGAGUCUAUGGGAUUGACUCCCUUUUGCAGCCAGCCUCUAGCGGCCAGUCGAUGAAUUGCAGUUUUAGUCACUUCAGUGUUGGCUUCACGAGAGAGAGCGGGAGGUUGCCGCUUGGUCUCACCAUGAUGGUGUUUAGAGCUUGUGUGAAUGACACUGUGCACCUUCUAUAUAUGUUAUUAUUUAAAAGCUGCAUGUGAUAGGCUUUGGUUUAUCAUGUGACUUUCUCAUUACCACCUGCUUUUGGUGGUUAUCAGUGUAUUUCAAAGGUACAAAACAGAUUUCAGUACUUUAAUUGGUUAGUAUAUUGACAUUAUAUCAGUAAAUUAAAUUAUGUUUUUUAACUGUAAAUUUAAGUUAAAACCUAAAAUGUUGUUACCAUAUUUUUUACGGUAGAAUACCAGCAACCACAGCUGCCAUUUUUUUUACCGUAAAUUUUUUUUUACAGUGUACAUCAGCCUAGACUAAGCAGUCUAUAGUAUUGCCAGUUGACAGCAUUUAUUUACCCAAAUUCCCCCGUAUUUUAAGUUGUUGCUUUCACAGACAGCAGUCUGGAUAGUAUAAUGCUUUUUGUUUAACAGUUAUCGUCUUCCUUUUUGCCAUUGUUGGCAUAUUGUAAAUGCAGGAUCAUAUAUACUUUAAUUUUCUGUCUUUUUUCUUUUCAUACUGUGUAACAUAUAAUCAUAGUUUUAUAUGCAAGGCUGAACUACCUUCUAUGUUUCUGUUAAGAACUGAUCAACAAGUACAAGGUGCAACCAGGAACUGAGAAGUAUGCUAAUGCUUGAGCGGGCAGAGAGGGAGAUAUAUGUAGUUGUGAUUUCUGUGUUCUGGGCCACUUCUUCUCUUCUCAUGGGCCACUUCUCAUCUGACACUUGACUAGUAAGUGACAUUAAUAAAAGACUCUUCAUCUC